This is a messenger RNA of Penicillium atrosanguineum, 549 nucleotides long. RefSeq names its product ankyrin repeat domain-containing protein. Gene Ontology annotation, molecular function: protein binding. The transcript has a single exon. The record is from RefSeq and is a predicted model, not a curated record. NCBI's taxonomy places the organism in Eukaryota, Fungi, Ascomycota, Eurotiomycetes, Eurotiales, Aspergillaceae. Bases 1 to 549 code for a protein of 182 amino acids.
AUGGGUGACUCGAUUCGCUUCAUGAUUAAUAAUGGAGCGGAUGUCAACAAGCUGCUGGCCGGAAAGCACGCCAGUGCCCUGAUGGUGGCGAUAUAUGCAGAAGAAGAAGACAAUAUCGCAGCCUUGCUGGAAGGAGGUGCAAAUCCCAACCUGCCGCUGACGGGUGAGAUGGCGCUAUACGGUAGUCCUCUCACCAUGGCUACGCUAUCUGGGAGAACUCAGGUCAUGCGAAGAGUGAUUGAAGCUGGAGCGGACGUGAAUUCCAGCCCCGUUGGAAAGUAUGGAAGCGCGUUGAUUGCUGCGGCUUACAUCGGAGAAAAGGACUGCGUUGAAUGCCUGAUUGAUGCCGGAGCGAAUGUCAAUCUCCAAGUCGAGAACGCACCCUUUGCCUCCGCUCUGCAAGCUGCAAAGACGCCGAUGUUGCGAGAGGACUAUGUCGUGAUCCGCGGUAAAGAUGACAAAGAAUACAUAGAGGCUUGUUUAGAGACUCUACCGGAGAAAAAGGCUGAGGUGGUACGUUUACUUGAGCAGGACGAGGCAACGGCUUGA